Messenger RNA from Pestalotiopsis fici W106-1, 1143 nucleotides. RefSeq lists its product as uncharacterized. The transcript is spliced from 2 exons. Gene Ontology annotation, molecular function: structural molecule activity. The record is from RefSeq and is a predicted model, not a curated record. Gene Ontology annotation, cellular component: cytosol; proteasome regulatory particle, lid subcomplex; nucleus. NCBI's taxonomy places the organism in Eukaryota, Fungi, Ascomycota, Sordariomycetes, Amphisphaeriales, Sporocadaceae. Bases 1 to 1143 code for a protein of 380 amino acids. Gene Ontology annotation, biological process: ubiquitin-dependent protein catabolic process.
AUGAAUGUCGACACCAUCUCCGACUUCCUCGCCGACCAGCGGGACGAAGCUCCCGAGGAGCUUCAGGGUCUCAUCAUCCAAUUCGAGAACUUGUGGGAGAGGAAGCUAUGGCACCAGCUCACCGACUCCCUUGUCCAAUUCUUUGAGAACCCAGCCAGUCAGAAGCAGCGUCUACAGUUCUACAAGGUCUUCAUCUCCAAGUUUGCCGACAAGAUCAACCAACUCAAGCUUGUCGAUCUAGGCCUCAAGGCCGCCUCGGCAUGCAGAGAUGAUGAAGAACGGCUAUCUUUCCUGCAAGACCUUGCCAAGAAGGUUGAUAAUGAAAACUCACAAGACGCCUUCGUCUACGCCACAAUCGCCGUCGGCAUGAUGAAGCUCCGGGUAGAAGACGAGGAAGGUGCCAGGCAAGACCUCGACAAGGCAGAAAAGAUUCUCGACACCUUUGACAGCGUCGAGGCCAAGGUCCAUGCUGCCUUUUACCGCACCAAUGCCACCUACUACAGCUCCGUCAAAGACUACGCCUCAUACUACCGCAACGCCCUGCUCUACCUUGCCUGCAUCGACCUCAAGGAGCUGUCCGAGGGUGAGCGCAAAAGCAUUGCUUUUGAGUUGGGAAUCUCUGCAUUGGUGUCAGAAUCCAUCUACAACUUUGGUGAGCUGCUGCAACAUCCCAUUCUCGCUGCCUUGGCGGGCGACGCCGAAUGGCUACGCCAGCUCCUUCUCGCCUUUAACCGUGGAGACCUCGUCGCCUAUGACAAGCUCUCCGGCCACAUAUCCAACAAUGAGCUGCUCGCCGACAAUGAGGAUGAAAUUCGAGAGAAGAUCUACCUGACAGCACUAACCGAGGCUGUCUUCCGGCGGCCGCCUCACCAGCGGGCCAUGACCUUUGACGCCAUUGCUGCCGACACCCGGGUGCGUUCCAACCAAAUCGAGCACCUGGUGAUGAAGGCCCUGAGCCUCGGUCUGGUGAGAGGCACAAUCGAUGAGGUCGACAAGCUCGUCAACUUCACUUGGGUGCAGCCGCGUGUACUGGACAUGACUCAGAUCGCCAGCAUGGGCGCCAGGCUGGGUGAGUGGGGCGAAAAUGUGAAUAAGCUCGGCAACUGGAUCGAGGCCACAGGACAGGAUAUCUGGGCUCCGUAA